Ceutorhynchus assimilis (cabbage seed weevil) is the source of this 1267-nucleotide messenger RNA. NCBI's taxonomy places the organism in Eukaryota, Metazoa, Arthropoda, Insecta, Coleoptera, Curculionidae. The record is from the annotation of a GenBank genome assembly.
AUGGAUAAAUCUUGGGACAUUAUUGUCUGGACUCAAGAAAACAGCAUUGAUUAUGUUCCAUCGUCAUGGGGAAAUUUUGAAAGAACCCAAUUCAAAUAUCCAAAAAAUUGCAGCAGCACAAAAAUUAGGAAAAUGAUAGACUCUUGUCUCGAACCAGAAAAUUUUACUUGGUUGGAUGCUGUAUGCAAAGCCACAUCUGUCAAGGAUUUGGCUAUGGCUAAAGAAAUGUGUGACAAGGGCCAGUACACUUCAAAUUUAGAAAGCUCAGAGAAUGAUGGUCCACACAAGCGACGUAGGAAGAGAAAAAAAUUGUUGUAUGAAUCAAGUGAAUCAUCUUCAGAUGAUACAUCAUCCAAGACAUCAUCUCCACUUCAAGUUUCACAGGAAUCACAGGCUGGUUCAACAAAACGUUAUACAGCAAAAGCUAACAAAAAAGGAAAUUUGUUAGGUUUCAAGAGAGAAGCAUUUACAACUCCAUCUUCAAAAAAUGACAGCCCUGCCAUUGCUGUAGCAGUGAAUGCUCAUGACCCGGCUCAUGAUCAAAUCAACAAUAAUAUUAUACAUGAGAAUCCCUCAAAUAGAUUUCAGCGUUCAAAUGACGAAAAUUUGACUCCAAAAAACGGGAUCCAGCCUAAAUCAAGUCAGGCUCGACCUCGAAGCAGACUUCGGUAAUAGUAGCAAAGGUGCCCAAUCUGAACCCUCCACUCCGAAACCAAAUGAACUUUCAAAAGUUUUGGAGGAAAUUCAAUUUCACAUGGCGGAAAAUACAAAGAUUCUUAAACGCUUGGAUGCCUUUAUGAAUACGAAAGAAAAUUUCAAUAAUGCAGACAAUCUAGUUGGUAAUGAGCUGAUUUAUGCUGAAAAACUCCCUUGCAAAACGCAAGGUGAGUUGGAAGACAUCAACUCAUUUAUAACAAAUGGACGUCAAAAUUUCAAAGAACUGGUGAACUAUUUGUAUCUUUUGGGUGGAUCUACCGCACAUAAGGCUGUAUAUACAAUGAUGUCCAAAAUAUUUGACAAAAAACUAGCCUUGCAAUAUUCUGGACAAGGCAAGAAGAAAAAACUUCCCUUCUGUUCUCUCAAGAUAUAUGAAGCUAUUAUAGCAUCUACUCGUAAACGACAUCCUACGGAGAGUGAAGACGGGAUAAAAAAGUCAGUGGCUUUGUUUUUGGCAACUGCCAAAUCAAGAUUGGGCAAGGAACCAAAUGUGACGAAUGUUAACGAACCACAGGAUAGCGAAGGGCAGGAAGAAGAAGAAGAUUUCUGA